Hyaena hyaena (striped hyena) is the source of this 2482-nucleotide messenger RNA. RefSeq names its product thioredoxin domain-containing protein 16-like. The transcript is spliced from 4 exons. The record is from RefSeq and is a predicted model, not a curated record. Bases 1 to 657 code for a protein of 218 amino acids. NCBI's taxonomy places the organism in Eukaryota, Metazoa, Chordata, Mammalia, Carnivora, Hyaenidae.
AUGGAAUAUAAGAUCAAAGUCAUGAAAGAGGAACAUCCAGAAAUCACUGUGGAAAACCUUCCCAUUUAUUUAAGACUUCAGAAACCAUUACUUAUUUUAUUCAAUGAUGGCAGCAUAAAUCCUCAGUAUAAAAAAGCAAUAUUGACGCUGGUAAAAGAGAAACACUUGGAUUCACUUACUCCUUGCUGGUUAAAUCUAAAGAAUACUCCUGUGGGAAGAGGAAUAUUGCAAACAUAUUUUGACGCUCUGCCUCCCCUUCCUCGUAUUGUUGUGGUGAAUCUGCAUUCAGGGGGCCAAGUAUUUGCAUUUCCUUCAGAACAGGCUAUCACCGAACAAAACCUUUUAUCGUGGCUUAAGAAGUUAAAAGCAGGACUUGAGAGUCAUAUCACAAUUUUACCUGCUCAGAAAUGGAAACCUCCUCUUCCUGCUUAUGAUUUUCUAAGUAUGAUGGAUGCUGCAGCAUCUCAACAUUCUGCAAGGAAAGCGCCCAAGUGUAUAAAAGAAACCAACGUGCAGGAGAAUGAUAAAAAACAACAUGAAGAUAAAUCAACAAUCAGAAAAGAACCAAUUGAAACACUGAGAAUAAAGCAUUGGAAUAGAAGUAAUUGGUUUAAAGAAGGAGAAAAAUCACUUAGGCAUGAUAAUAAAGAAUUGUGAUGCUCAAGAGUUAUGAGCUGGUUUCAUAGGGUUGUGGAGAGCUUUACAAAAUCAUUGUAGCUUAUUUGGUAGAUUGAAGAACCUAUUAAAAAAUAAUAAUCACUUCCAGUCUCUAGACCAUUGUUGUCCAAUGGAAAUAUAAUGUGAAUCAUAUAUUUAACUUGGAAUUUUAUAGUAGCACCUUUAAAAAAGGUAAAAGCAAGUAAAAUUAAUUUUAAUAUUUCACCCAGUAAGUAUACCCAAAUUAGCUCAGUUAACAUGAAAAUUACAAUAUUUUACAUUCUUUUUUUCAACCAAGGCUUCAAAAUCCAGUGAUUAUUUCACCCUUACUAUACCUCUCCCUUCCGAUAGGGCUAGUGACUACUGAAUUGGAAGCUCAGCUCUAGACAAAAACUGGUAUAAUUAAUUUAACUUGGGUCUAGCCAUGAAAUAUUUUGAAUUAGAAUAAAAAUGUGACUCUAGUUUAAUCAUAGUUGACUUCACAGUGAUAUCACACAGCUGAAGUUGUAUUUGCUUUGUUGUAGACAUGAUGUUGAAAACAGUGUUUUUAAACCAGGGAGCAGUUUUGCCCCCAGGAGACAUUUGUCAAUGUCAAGAGACAUUUUUGCUUGUGACUAGAGGUAUUACUGGCAUCUAGGGGUGGGUAAAGGUCAGGGAUGCUGCUAGAUACCCUGUCAUGCAUUGGACAGCCCCUCACAACAAAGAAUUAUCCUGCCCAAAUAUCAGUAGUUCCAAGGUUGAGUAAUCUUGUCUGAAACUAACCUGUGGUAGAAUAUUCUUGUUCUGCUUAGUUAUAUUUAAAAAAAAAAUCUUGGAUAUUAAAGAUAUAUUAGGUAGUCUUAUCCUGAUUAUUAUCUUGACACAACCGUAUCUUUCAUUAUAAAUGUGUUUUUACAUUUUUUGAAUGGUAAUGAUAUAACCCUAAAAAGGACUCAACGAGAUUAUACACACACACACACACACACACACACGCAAUUAUGUAUAUUAUACAUAGUUAUGUAUGAUAAUCUAUAUAACCUUAUAUGUAUAUAAUAUGUAAAAAUGUAUGUAAGAGAAUCUUAAAACUUGUUCUUAAUUCUACAAGUUAUAUUGCUAAAUUGAAGAGGAUCUAAACAUUCUGCUAUCCUCCUCUCAAAAAGAGAGGCUCCCCCAUCUGAGCCAUGUGUGAAAUAUACCUUUGUAAGCUUUCUGGACAAAUCAGUUGGUCUCCCUCAUCUAUAUAAUGAGAGGAGAAGCCAUAGAGCCUCGUCUGUAUAAUGAGAGGGAAAGAUUAGCCAGAAAAGUAAUUUUGCAUUCCAAAAGCACUUACUUGUCAGGGUGAUCUGUUUGUAGUAGUUUGUCUCAUUUUUGCUUCAUCCAUAUUUUUGAGACAUUUGUUGAGAACAUCGUACUUUGUGCUCCACUGUAUUUCUCCCUUUUAAUACCUACCUGGGGUAUCUGAUUCUUGAAAUUUUCUGCACAUACGGUUUGCCUAGAACAACUGAGUUCAUAACUGGAAUCUUAAAAAGCAAAAAUAGCUAUAUUUCAUUGUAACAUAGAUAAUUUUCUACUGUUAGCACCCCCUUCUUGAUAUUUUUCUUGUAGUAUGUAAUGCAUAUUAUUUCAGUUCAUUCUCAUUUGUUUUGAUUUCUAACAUGGGAGAUAAUGAGAAUGAACUCUAAAUAUAGUUUGUAGUAAUAAGAAAACAUUAGCCUAACCAAUAGAAAAUGUUAAUUAACUAUAAGCACACAGAAAUAAAAAAUCAGUGAGUUAUUGUACCAUACCCAGCAAUUUUGACAGUUGUUAAUAACAUGUUCUUUUAAUAAAGUGUCUAGAUUUCAGGCUA